Molecule: messenger RNA, 1823 nt
Organism: Syzygium oleosum
Lineage: Eukaryota; Viridiplantae; Streptophyta; Magnoliopsida; Myrtales; Myrtaceae
Product: beta-amyrin 28-monooxygenase-like
Exons: 3
Coding region: 39-1481 (480 amino acids)
Biological process (GO): sterol metabolic process
Molecular function (GO): heme binding; oxidoreductase activity, acting on paired donors, with incorporation or reduction of molecular oxygen; iron ion binding
Source: RefSeq, a predicted model, not a curated record
UCACUUCAAACACAUCAAAUUCGGCUCCACCUUCCAAAAUGGAGCACCUCUACCUCUCCCUCCUCCUCCUCUUCGUCUCCUCCAUCACCCUCUCCCUCUUCUUCCUCUUCUACAAGCACCGUUCCCACUACGCAACCCCGAACCUCCCCCCGGGCAACGUCGGCCUCCCGCUCAUCGGGGAGAGCCUCGACUUCCUCUCGUCCGGGUGGAAGGGCCACCCCGAGCGGUUCAUCUUCGACCGGAUCACCCGCUACUCGUCCCAAGUCUUCAAGACCUCCCUCCUCGGGCAGCCCGCCGCCGUGUUCUGUGGCGCCGCGGGCAACAAGUUCCUCUUCUCCAACGAGAACAAGCUGGUGGUCGCGUGGUGGCCCGACUCCGUCAACAAGGUCUUCCCUUCUUCCACCCAGACCUCCUCCAAGGAGGAGGCCAAGAAGAUGAGGAAGAUGCUCCCCAACUUCUUCAAGCCGGAGGCACUGCAGCGGUACAUCGGGAUAAUGGACACCAUUGCCCGGCGGCACUUCGCCAUGGGGUGGGAGGGCAAGGACGAGGUCACCGUCUUCCCCCUCGCGAAGCGGUACACCUUCUGGCUCGCUGCCCGCCUGUUCCUCAGCAUCGAUGACCCGAGCCACGUCGCGCGGUUCGCCGACCCGUUCCAUCUCUUGGCCUCCGGCAUCAUCUCCAUCCCCAUCGACCUGCCUGGGACCCCGUUCAACCGCGCCAUCAAGGCCUCCAACUUCAUCAGGAAGGAGCUGAGGGCGAUCAUCAAGCAGAGGAAGGUCGAUCUCGCCGACGGGAAGGCCUCGCCGACGCAGGACAUACUGUCGCACAUGCUUCUGGCAACGGACGAGGAUGGGAAGCACAUGACGGAGCUCGAUAUUGCCGACAAGAUUCUUGGCUUGCUGAUCGGUGGCCACGACACCGCCAGUGCUGCUUGUACUUUCGUCGUUAAAUAUCUCGCUGAGCUUCCCGAAAUAUAUGAACAAGUUUACAAGGAGCAAAUGGAGAUCGUGAAAUCGAAAGCUCCAGGCGAGUUGCUGAACUGGGAUGAUAUUCAGAAGAUGAAGUACUCGUGGAACGUGGCCUGUGAAGUCAUGAGGCUCGCCCCUCCUCUCCAGGGCGCGUUCAGGGAAGCCAUCAACGACUUCAUCUUCAAUGGCUUCUCCAUUCCCAAGGGAUGGAAGAUCUAUUGGAGCGCGAACUCGACCCACAAGAGCGGCAAGUAUUUCCCUGAGCCCGAGAAGUUCGACCCGACCCGGUUCGAAGGGGAAGGGCCGGCGCCGUACACGUUCGUGCCCUUCGGGGGCGGGCCGAGGAUGUGCCCGGGGAAGGAGUACGCUCGCCUGGAAAUACUCGUGUUCAUGCACAACUUGGUGAAGAGGUUCAGGUGGGAGAAGCUGCUCCCGGACGAGAAGAUCGUUGUCGACCCGAUGCCGAUGCCUGCGAAGGGACUCCCCGUUCGUCUAUACCCUCACAAAGCUUGAUUAAACCCAAAGUAGAGAGUGAGAGUGGGAGAGAGAUGUCAAGAGGAUAUCUUCAUCCGUCUUCUAAAAGAACAACUUUAAGCGAGCCAUGCAUUUAAUAAGGGAUACAAUACGCGUGAUAAUGCACUCUUUCCAUCUUCGUACAUCAUGUUUUUCUUUGGUUUUUACACACUUGUCAUUAGUUUGUAAUCGACUGUGAUUGUCGGGGACAAUGGAGGCUACGGAACCUCAAACUGAGGCAUAUGUAUAAUUCUAUUACAAGGUUCAACAUGUCGUAUAAUCCCUAAACUCUAGUCAUCGUGUGAUAUUUCAAUUUCACAACAUGUUUUAAACUUUGUUCAA